Molecule: messenger RNA, 1230 nt
Organism: Lolium rigidum
Lineage: Eukaryota; Viridiplantae; Streptophyta; Magnoliopsida; Poales; Poaceae
Product: glycosyltransferase BC10-like
Exons: 2
Coding region: 1-1230 (409 amino acids)
Cellular component (GO): membrane
Molecular function (GO): glycosyltransferase activity
Source: RefSeq, a predicted model, not a curated record
AUGCCGGGAGGAGCAGUGGUGGUCGACAGCAGCAACGGCAAAGACUGCAGCCACGCGACGGCAGCAAGGAGCUUCCCGGCGAAGCUUUCCAGGCCGCUGCUUCUGAUCUUGGCGGUGCUCGUCACCGGCUUCCUCGCGGCGCCGUCUCUCCUCUUCCUCGGUGGCAGCGGGGCCGCCUCCAGCUACUACGGCCUCCCGAGUCUCCCCGUCCCCGACGUCCUCCUCGCGGCCGUGAGAUCGGCGCCGUGCGCGGAGGAGAAGGAGGUGUAUCGGUGGUGGGCGCGGCCGCCAUCCAAGAGCGCGUGGCACAACAUGAGUGACGAGGAGCUUCUGUGGGCGGCGUCGUUCGAGCCCAGGACCGCGCCGCCGCCGCGGCCAUCGACGCCGAGGAAGGUGGCGUUCCUCUUCCUGACGCGCGGCCCGCUGCCGCUAGCACCGCUGUGGGAAAGGUUCUUCCACGGCACCGGCGGCACCGCCGGAAGCGGAAGGAAGCUAUUCUCCGUGUACGUCCACACGACGCCGGGGUACCGCCUCGACUUCCCGCCGUCGUCGCCGUUCCACCGCCGCCAGGUCCCCAGCAAGGCCACAGAGUGGGGGAUGCCGAGCGUGGUGGACGCCGAGCGGCGGCUGCUGGCAAACGCGCUGCUCGACCUCGACAACGAGCGCUUCGUGCUCGUCUCCGAGUCAUGCAUCCCUCUCCAUCCUCUCGCCACCAUCCACGCCUACCUGACCCGCUCCGCCCACAGCUUUGUCGCCGUCGUCGACGAUCCGGGCCGAGACGGCCUUGGCCGGUAUCCCGCCGGCCUGGCCCCAGAAGUGCCAGUCUCGCGGUGGCGCAAGGGCACGCAAUGGUUCGAGCUCCACCGAUCCCUCGCCGUGUUCGUGGUCGCUGAUGGCCACUACUACCCGAGGUUCCGGGAGGAGUGUUUGCCGCGGUGCUACGUGGACGAGCACUACCUCCCCACGGUGCUCACCAUGGAGGAGCCCGGGAGCCUCGCGAACCGCAGCGUGACCUUGGUCGACUGGAGCCGCGGCGGCGCGCACCCCGCGAGGUUUGGUGCAAGGGAUGUGGGGGAGGAGUUCCUGGAGAGGCUGGCGGGGAAGAAGGAGAAGGAGAGGUGUAUGUACAAUGGGCAGCCGGUGGAGGUAUGUUUUCUGUUCGCCAGGAAGUUCGCUCCUGGCGCGUUGCAGAAGCUGCUCCAGCUUUCCCCCAGGAUCCUCGGAUACUAG